AUGAACAGGGAACUGAGUGCCGCGAUAAGCAGAGGCAUUUUGGAGGCGGAGUUGAGGCGCCUGGACGAACAACAGUCGCCGGAUUGCCUGCUGCUUCUACAAAUCGCCUCUUUCGGUAAGCAGGGCGCAGACCUGGGUAGCGAUGAAAGCGCCGUUUCCAUGCUGACAGCCAAAAUUUUCGACAUUCAUACUCAAUCGAUCACAGGUCCAGAAUGGCAAAUGUACGUCCGAGAGCCUGACACCACCUAUCAGUCCGAGGCCUCGAACGAUAGUGAAAAGUUGAUGGAAGUCUCAUGUGGCAAAGGCAUGGGAAUUUCGGAGGACUGUUCCAAUUUUACUGGUCUUAAAGCCGCAGACCUUAUUGAUGCCCCGUCCCUAUUGGAAGCCUUGGAAUGUCUUGAUGAGUGGGUGAGGAGCCAAGGUCUCUGCCACGUUUGUGCUGGUGCUAAAUCGUCAGAUGUGCUAAAGAAAUGCCACUUUGAGUUAACUGUUGAUGGUGGAGCGGGUAUGCGAUUAGUUCUACAUCAAACUCUUACCCAAUCCAUGGCCAGUACCUACGCAAGAUUUCCCUACCUUUGUCGAUUCAUUGAUUUGAAGAAGGUCUUCAUGUUGGUCUAUCCGGAUGCUCAGUCGCCUCUUGCACUCACAGACAUGAUGCAAGAUUUAAAUCUUCCAACUCCUGAAUUUCCGCCAAGUCUCACUUCGGAACAAGCCAUUUGGCCUACUGUAGUUGUGAAUUCGUUGGUGAAGGACAAUUCGUUGUCCGAAAAGGAGACGUCACCGUACUGCCAGGAACUGGGCUACUGGCCUCGUCUCUACUGUCGCAGUAUGGCUAAACUCUGCGCCAAAAUGACAGCAGAUGAAGAAGUUUGCAACAAUUUUGACAGGCGAAAUACAGAAGUGGUGCCCGACGAUGUAGUAGUGCGAGCCCGCGGUCUGCCAUGGCAGACAACAGACGCGGAGGUGCAGCACUUCUUUCGUGGGCUCAAUAUUGCACCCGGUGGCAUCGCGCUGGUCCUCAGCAAGGCCGGUCGACGCAACGGUGAGGCUGUGAUUCGCUUUACCAGUCGUGAACAGCGAGAUUUUGCAUUGAGGAAACACAAGCACCACAUGAAUCAACGCUACAUUGAGAUCUACGCUGCUCAAUCAGCUGAAUUCUUUGCUGUUGCCCAAGGUGAGACUCACGAAGCGGAGGUAUACCUGAGCAGGUUUACAACUCCUUCACAGUCAUUGCUACGAAUGAGAGGUCUUCCGUACCUUGUGUCCGCCGAAGAAAUUAUCGCCUUUUUUGCAAAAGUCGACUGCCAAGUGCAAUUCGGGAGGGAGGGCAUUCUCUUUGUCAACCGCAGAGAUGGUAGAGCCACUGGUGACGCAUUUGUCAUGUUUGCAACAGACACAGAAGCGGAAAGAGCUCUCACAAAUCAUCGGCAACACAUUGGCAAUCGGUACAUUGAGCUGUUUAGAUCCACACCGGCUGAGGUCAAUCAGGUUAUGAACGCGGUUCUAACACAAUCAGUGGACAUCUUUCCUCGAAUGUGGCCUUCAACACAUGAACAGGAGAUUUUUUUCUCACAGACUGCCACCCCCUUGGCAUUUCACAAUCCACCUACGUUUAGAGGUGCUCCAAAAGGUCUCCUUCUACCAAGUCCCACUUUCCAAAUGCCUCUACUGAAUUUGCCACCCCUGACUAUGCCCACGCUAACUUCUCUCGGUGGUCUUCUACCCGGAGCUCUAAGCCCUUCACACAUUUCAACAAGUCAUCUGAUGCGAAUGAAGGGCAUGCCGCCGGGAACGACAGUCAAUGACAUCUUGAACUUCUUGGGUGUCUACUGGCAGGCUGUAAAUCUACACGGAAUCCACCUAAUUUAUACUGCCACGGGUGAACCGUCGGGAGAAGCCUUCGUACGCUUUAUCUCAGAUCAGGCUGUUCAAAUGGUGAUGGCGAACAAGCAGGGUCAGACCAUUACAAACGCUGCAACAGGAGCUCAAACAAACGUUCAACUCUCACGUGCAACGUCAGCGGAGGUUUUGGACUUUGUCAGCUAUCCAAUCACACAACCACCCCUGAAUUGGAACAACAAUGUCGGCUUCAGUGGUCAUGUCAAUUCUUACCAUCUCUUGCCGGGCUCUGAUGCCCUCUAUGCGCCUCUUUUAAUGCAUCUGCGGAGUGUCACCCCUUUCGCUACACCAGAAUUGUUCACUGAGGCUCAAAAAACUGGAGUUGCACUGCCCCCACCUCAAACAACCUCUACCGUCACAGUUGACACGGGCUUUCUCUGUCAAUCUGGCAUUCGAGCAGGUGUAAAACACAAAUCUUUGAUCUUCAACGUAGAGGAUGCUGCAGAAUAUUCGGUUUCACCGAAAGCACCGUCAAAACUGUGA
Molecule: messenger RNA, 2382 nt
Organism: Hydatigera taeniaeformis
Lineage: Eukaryota; Metazoa; Platyhelminthes; Cestoda; Cyclophyllidea; Taeniidae
Source: the annotation of a GenBank genome assembly